AUGAAAUGCCAUGCCCAGAAGAACGACAAAUCGGCUCCUGCUACUCAGUCUCACUCACGGAGGAACACGAUCUCUGAGGGCGUCCCUCCUCAACCGGCCCAGGAUGAUUUCAACGUCAACUCGCCGUCGGCCAUUGCCAAUGCAUCGACGACGGGCAUCCCGUUGAUGCAGAUCCUCUCACCCAGCAACUACCUCAACCAACCCAAUAAUGAUUCGCCCAAGCUCGCCCGACACCCUUCGUUGGAGGUUGCCCACACUUUCAUUAACCCGUCAUCGACACAGAACAAUGCCCUUGACAUACAGCUUCCCGGGUCGACCUGGUCCGUUCCAUCGCCCAUCGCCACCAUGAACAACAAGACCUCGACUUCGUCGCACGGUCAAAAACCUUCUCCCUCGCAGCAUAGCGGAGAGGUUUCAACCUUUGAAACGUCCAUGACAUCCCCCCAAAAUCCCGGCCAGACUCCCCGGUCCGAGAUAGCGCCAAAUCUUUCCGUACAGUUUGCGGACAACCAUAUGGAAUGGCUUCCUCAAUCAGACAGCUCAAGCAACUUCCAUGAUCCCUUUCAGAUGUGGCUGUUCCCUUCGCUGGGGGAUCUGGAUCAGUCUCCCGAUUUUCUGCAGACUUAUGGGUUACCUGAUACCCACCAAUACGCCGAUUCCAAAGACCUAGUGAAUGGCAGAGCCUACGACCCUGUCGACAGAACGAAGAUCAUCGCCAAGGUCCCUCGAGAGCGCUUCUCUCGGGUUCAGCGAUGUUGGAAUCCUCGUCCUGGUCGCGUGUACCGCUCCAUGCCUAUUCUUUGGAGAGAAGUUGCUUUGUCACCAAUGGACAACCUCUUCUCAGAGUCACCUGUGGCCGACGACUUCAGAACAACUACAAACUGGGGGCUUGACACCGAAUGUAGGGUACGACUCCGGGAUACAUUCCGUACGCCUGCUCCGUCCCGAUAUCAUUCACCAAAAUUGCAACCCGUCGUCGACCCUUCGCUGUCACAACCACCAUCCGAAGAAUUUCCGCCUGCCGAGAUACUCGAUAUUGCACUGGGACUUUUCUUCCGCCGCUUUCAUCCGACUGUGCCUUUCAUUCACAUUGCGACCUUCUCUGUACGGAAUACACCUUCACCCAUGCUAUUCGCCAUAUGUCUUAUUGGGCUAAGUAUACUUGGAACGACUGGUGCUACGAGAUUUGUGUCCAGAAUGUUUCCGAGCUUCCUGCAACGGGUUUGCAGUGAUCUCGCUACGGCUGCUUCUUGUUCCGCGUCACCGACACAGCAGAUGGUCCUGUAUGCCACGGGACUGUUGACGCUCAAUUUGUCCGUAAUCACUGGGGACAAGGACUGUCUCAACCAGAGUCAGAUGCUUUAUGUCAGUUUACUGGCUAUCGUGCAGCAGAAUGGGCUGUUCUCGGCUGGAGAUGGGCAAUCUCUCGACGCACUGCUGUCAGAAAUGUCCGAGUCAGAUGACCGCUGGAAGGCGUGGAGUCGCAUAGAAUCUGCCAAGCGUCUCAUCCUGGGAUUGCUACAGUGUGACUCGUGGUACGCGAAUCUGCUGUCGAAGGCGCCCAUUGUUCGUUCGGAAUCGGUCUGUCUUGUUGCGGCAUGCGACGAAGCGCUUUUCCAGGCCAAAUCUGCGACACAGUGGCAGUCACUUCUUCGAAGUGGCAAGAACCAAAGCGCCCCGACUUUUAAAAUCGAAGACUUGCACAAGCACGACAUGGAGCCUAUCAGCAAGCUAGGCUACUUGGGACGAUCGAGCCUGCUUGCUCUUUUGCAGAUCCAGGUGCUCGAAGCCUACCAGCGUCUGAUGCCCCCGGAUCAACUGACCAUCGGCUCGUAUAUACCCUGGCACAUGUACUCUGGGGACGCUCGGGCAAGGACAUUGGUGCCGGCCAUUCUUGCAGCGAUGAACACGGCAGGUCCGUUGGCCAAAAUCGACGACACGAACUGCGUCGUUCUCUGGCACAGUCUAUGCGUGAUGCUCCUGGCUGACUUCCGCAUGUUCGAGCUCGCGGCGGGUCGACACGGCGCCAUACCUGCCACCGGUGCCCUCGAGAACAUCUCCCAAUGGAGUCAGACGCAAGCGGCAAGGAGAGCCUGUGUGCACGCGGCUCAGACGUUCAAACUGAUGUCGGAGCGACGGGUCAGCGACAACGUCACCAUCCACAGCGUGACUGCACUAUUUUCAUCUGCGCUCGUCCUCGGCCUGUACCUUUUCAUGGUCAACCCAGGCUCCGGCCGCCAAGGGACCGCGCCCGUCGAACUCAUGGAGGCAGAACCCGACUGGGCCGAGCUAGGCGACAUGGGUUUCAAGGACGAAUCCCUCGACCCCACUACCACCGAACGGAAUCUUACGACGAACCGGGAGGACGAGCAUUUUAGCCACGUCUAUCAGUUUGUCAAGUACGGCGGCAUGGUCUCCCUGGGAGGCGUGGCGCACAGUGGCGGCUACGAAGGCGCCAGGCGGGUUCUUCUUGAUUUUGCAAACCUCAUGGAUGGCAUCAGUGGUCGGAGACUCCGCACAUUUACGCAGGUCCUGCACAUUAUGAGUGAUGAUUUGAUGAAUGUCGAUCCGGCGCUCUAG
Messenger RNA from Cladophialophora yegresii CBS 114405, 2580 nucleotides. RefSeq lists its product as uncharacterized. Gene Ontology annotation, molecular function: DNA-binding transcription factor activity, RNA polymerase II-specific; zinc ion binding; RNA polymerase II cis-regulatory region sequence-specific DNA binding. Gene Ontology annotation, cellular component: chromatin. Lineage: Eukaryota; Fungi; Ascomycota; Eurotiomycetes; Chaetothyriales; Herpotrichiellaceae. Gene Ontology annotation, biological process: regulation of transcription by RNA polymerase II; DNA-templated transcription. The record is from RefSeq and is a predicted model, not a curated record. The coding region runs from base 1 to 2580 and encodes 859 amino acids. The transcript has a single exon.